AUGCUAUCAGCAGAAACAAGAACAAUUGUUAAAGCCACUGUUCCAGUGUUAGAACAAUAUGGUACUACAAUUACUAAGACAUUCUACAACAAUAUGUUGUCAGAGCACAAAGAAUUAUUAAAUAUUUUCAACAAAAUUAACCAGAAGAAAGGUGCUCAACCAACCGCUUUAGCUACUACCGUUAUUGCUGCAGCUAAAAAUAUUGAUGAUUUAUCAGUUUUAAUUGCACAUGUUAACCAAAUUGGCCACAAGCACCGUGCUUUACAAAUUAAACCGGAACAUUAUCCAAUCGUCGGUCAUCAUUUAUUAGGAGCUAUCAAAGAAGUGUUGGGUGAUGCCGCUACGCCAGAAAUUUUGCAAGCUUGGGCCGAAGCAUACGAAGAAAUUGCUAAUGUUUUCAUCACAGUUGAGAAAAAGAUGUAUGAUGAAGCUGCUUGGGAUGGUUGGAAACCAUUUACCGUUGUCAAGAAGGAAAAAGUGGCUAGCGAUAUUUAUGAGUUUACAGUGAAGCCAGAAGCUGAUUCUGGCAUCGAUUUAAAACAGUUGCCAAUUACCGCCGGUCAAUACAUCACUGUUAACACACACCCAACCAGGGAAAACAAUCAAUAUGAUGCCCUACGUCAUUACUCUUUAUGUUCAGUUUCCACCAAUGAUGGUAUUAGGUUUGCCGUCAAACUAGAAAGCAGCGAAAAUAAUCCUAUGGGUUUAGUCUCUGAAUUCUUACAUAAAGAUGUCAAUGUCGGUGAUAAACUAAAAUUAAGUGCACCUGCAGGUGACUUUGCUUUAAAUGAAAAAUUAAUCGAACAAAAUGAAAUUCCAAUAGUUUUAUUGGCUUCCGGUGUUGGUGUUACUCCCUUACUUGCCAUGCUAGAAACACAGGUCCAGAGAAACCCUAACAGACCUAUUUACUGGAUCCAAGCUUCUCAUGAUGUAUCAACUCAAGCCUUUGUACCUCAAGUUGAUGAAUUACUAGGCAAAUGUCCAAGCGUUACAAAGCACAUUGUACAUAGUAAAGUUAAUGGGCGUAUUGACGACAAUUUCCUAAAGGCUAAUAUUCCUAAUCAUGCUGAUGUUUAUAUUUGCGGUUCUUUAGAGUUCAUGCAAGCAAUGAUUGAUCACUUGAAGGUAUUAGAACAUAAAGCUGACAUGAUCCAUUAUGAACCAUUCGGACCAAAGAUGGCCACUCUCAGAUAG
Molecule: messenger RNA, 1194 nt
Organism: Kazachstania africana CBS 2517
Lineage: Eukaryota; Fungi; Ascomycota; Saccharomycetes; Saccharomycetales; Saccharomycetaceae
Gene: YHB1
Product: flavohemoglobin
Exons: 1
Coding region: 1-1194 (397 amino acids)
Biological process (GO): nitric oxide catabolic process; cellular response to nitrosative stress
Cellular component (GO): intracellular anatomical structure
Molecular function (GO): heme binding; FAD binding; nitric oxide dioxygenase [NAD(P)H] activity
Source: RefSeq, a predicted model, not a curated record